Oryzias latipes (Japanese medaka) is the source of this 1703-nucleotide messenger RNA. RefSeq lists its product as uncharacterized. NCBI's taxonomy places the organism in Eukaryota, Metazoa, Chordata, Actinopteri, Beloniformes, Adrianichthyidae. Gene Ontology annotation, biological process: regulation of transcription by RNA polymerase II. Gene Ontology annotation, molecular function: sequence-specific DNA binding; DNA-binding transcription factor activity, RNA polymerase II-specific. The record is from RefSeq and is a predicted model, not a curated record. Gene Ontology annotation, cellular component: nucleus.
CGACGCGCAGGCGCAGUACGGAAUCUUCGUUGAGCUGAAACGAACAUGCGACCCAACAUCAUGUCCAGCCUGGAGACCUUUCAGAGUCAGCUUGGUUCUGUAAUGGAGCGUCUGGCGGGGGCGGCGGUGGCAGAGCUGGGCAGGCUUCUGAAGCAGAGUUCCGCUGACGUCUGGACCGGCCCCGCUGCGGCUCCAGCUCCGGCUGCGGGGAGCGAGGAGAGCCGGCGGGAGGACGAGUCUUUCCGGCAGUCUUUCCAAAAGAUAACGGAUCGCUUUGCAUCCCUCAUGGAAGUGUGGACCAAAGAUGCUGUGGAGAGCAUCCUGAAGAUGCUGAAAGCAUCAAAAUGUCAGGUUUCCCUUGCAGAGCAGAGCAAAGGCCUAAACAUGAGAAGAAAACGGAGAAGCAGAACUGUGCAGGAAAGGGUCUCAUCCAGAAGAACUGCAGCCGUGUCUGCGCAGACGGACUGUGGAUCCACGUCUGCAGCUGAAACCACUCCUCCCGAUUCAGGUGAAGGAGAAACCGUCCCAGAAGACUCAGAAGUCACGGGUCAGGAGAAGAGGGCAGUGGGACGAUUUCAAUGCCCUACGUGUGACAAGACGUUUGCUCUAAAGUGCCUGAUGAACAGACACUUCCUGAUCCACAGCCGACCUCACCUUUGCUCUCAGUGUGGUAAACGCUUCGCUGCUCUCCGGGGACUGACCGCACAUUCUAGGACGCACACGGGGCAGAAGCUCCACAGAUGUGCUCAGUGCGGGACGGGGUUUGCCCACAAGUCUAGUUUUCAGAGGCACAUGCAGAAACACGCUGUGGAGAAAGCCAGGAUGCACACGUGCCCGGCGUGCCAGCUGGAGUUCUGGGGGGAGCGGGCGUUUCAGCGCCACAGGUGCUGUGCUCUGAAGAAGACCUUUGAAUGCUCCGUUUGUCCGGAGACCUUCGAGUGCCGACAGACUUUAGCCAACCACGAAAACCUCCAUUCUGGAGCCAGAGACUUUGUCUGUGAAGCAUGCGGCGAGCGCUUCCUCUCUGCCGCGUCGCUAGCUGUGCACAGAGUGAUACAUGUGCAGAAUGAAGACGGCCCCCUGAACAAAGAGGGCGGAGAAAAGGCCUUCACCUGCGACGUCUGCGGCAAAGGCUGCAGUCACCGCAGCGCUCUGAAGCACCACAUGCUGACCCACAGCGGGGAGAGGCCGUACGUCUGCGAGACCUGCGGCAAGCGCUGCAGCCACGCCAGCGCGCUGCAGAACCACCUGAGGAUCCACACGGGGAGGAAAGCGGGUCAGAAGCCCACCUGCAGAGUCUGCAGGAAGGAGUUCAGCUCCGCCGUCAAGCUAAAGUAUCACAUGAGCGUCCACACGGGAGAAAAGCCGUACGCCUGCGAUCAGUGUGACAAGCAGUUCAGCAACCCCAGUAACCUGCACGUGCACCGCAGGAUUCACGCCGGAGAGAAGAAGUACGGCUGCAACGUCUGCGGGAAGAGCUUCAUCCAGAGAAUCAGUCUGAAGCUGCACACACGAGUCCACACCGGGGAAACGCCCUUCCACUGCUCCACCUGUGGGAAGGACUUCACCCACAGGUGUGACUUCAGGAAACACCAGAGGCGACACCUGGCAGAAGACGAGGGAAGAGACAAAGCUGCUGCAGCUGUUUCUGCUCUAUGCUGAUUCGCUACAUUAAAGAACCAGUUCAAUGGUUUUUAACAUGU